This is a messenger RNA of Linum tenue, 323 nucleotides long. NCBI's taxonomy places the organism in Eukaryota, Viridiplantae, Streptophyta, Magnoliopsida, Malpighiales, Linaceae. The record is from the annotation of a GenBank genome assembly.
CAUUUCAAGCUGAUCCUCUGCAUCGUGGUUUUGGGUUUCGCUGUUUCUGGUGGGAAGAACAAUAGUGGUAUUGGAGCAGAAGCUGGAAACGUCAACGAGUACUUAAUAUGCGACACUGUGGCCGAUUGCGGUUCGCCGGGAUGUUGCCGGUGUAUCGGUUACUGCGUCUGUGCCUGUCCCAAGCAAGUACCGGAUGCAGAGCGCCUCGCCGGAGGUUCCAAAGGACUUGAAGAAGAUCAAGGGAAAGGGAAUUGAUUAGCUAAAUAAUGUGUCCUUUUCAUUUGUAUGAGGAUCUGAGUUAUGUAAUAAGAAGUGGUCAUGGC